Molecule: messenger RNA, 836 nt
Organism: Hevea brasiliensis (rubber tree)
Lineage: Eukaryota; Viridiplantae; Streptophyta; Magnoliopsida; Malpighiales; Euphorbiaceae
Product: VAMP-like protein YKT61
Exons: 6
Coding region: 43-642 (199 amino acids)
Biological process (GO): endoplasmic reticulum to Golgi vesicle-mediated transport
Cellular component (GO): membrane; Golgi apparatus
Molecular function (GO): SNAP receptor activity
Source: RefSeq, a predicted model, not a curated record
CGUAACAAAGAAAGAGAGAAUUUUCGGUUGAGAGAGAGAGAGAUGAAGAUCACAGCUCUUUUGGUAAUUAAGUGCAAUCCAGAGGGGUCGGAUUCGGUAAUUUUAGCAAACGCUUCCGAUGUGAGCCAUUUCGGGUACUUUCAGAGGUCCAGCGUCAAAGAAUUCAUAGUUUUUGUCAGUCGGACCGUCGCCAAACGCACCCCUCCCGGCCAACGCCAGUCUGUCCAGCACGAAGAGUACAAGGUGCAUUCUUACAACCGAAAUGGCCUGUGUGCAGUGGGGUUUAUGGAUGAUCCCUAUCCAGUCCGAAGUGCAUUUUCCGUUCUCAACCAGGUGCUAGAUGAGUAUCAGAAGAAUUUUGGUGAUUCAUGGAGGACUGUGCAGGCAGAUAAUGCUCAACCCUGGCCAUAUUUGAAUGAAGCAUUGACCAAGUUCCAAGAUCCUGCAGAAGCAGACAAGUUGUUGAAAAUUCAGAGGGAGUUGGAUGAGACAAAAAUUAUCCUUCAUAAAACUAUCGACAGUGUGCUUGCACGAGGUGAGAAACUGGACAGCCUAGUUGAGAAGAGUUCAGAUCUGAGUGCUGCUUCACAGAUGUUCUACAAGCAGGCAAAAAAAACCAAUCAAUGUUGUACCAUACUGUAAACUAUCAAAGCAAGCGGCAUAAUGUAAUGCUAGUGUUGAGGGGGGUGGUUGACAAUGUGAUUGUAAUAUGUUCAUAUCAUUUAUCAAUUGUUUGUGUGUCAGAACCAGGGAAUAUCCUUAACUGGAUAUUGUAUGUCUUGGAUCAAAAAGAAAGGAAACCUGAAUAUCAAGAUUAGAGUUUCUUAUUAUAGUUC